AGAAUACGGAACGAACAUGUAGAAAAAAAUAUUAUUCAUUAUUUUUGACGAUAGUCUCAUUGUUCAUAUUGUCAUCUUCGUAAUUUCACUUUGAAAAUAAUUAAAAUUGAAUUGAUUUAAUCCUUUGGUAUUUAUACAACGAGGCAAAGAAAAUAAUGGGCUCUCAACCAAUUGCAUAUCUUUCUCGAAUUGAAAGCUUUAGUGCUUGCCAUCGACUGCACAGCCCUUUUCUGAACGAAAAAGACAAUCUCGAAGAAUAUGGAAAAUGCAAUAAUUUAAAUGGUCAUGGACAUAACUAUUCGUUGGAGGUCACAUUGAAAGGUCCAGUCAAUCCCAAAACCGGAAUGGUUGAAAAUUUGAACGAAUUGAAACGUGCCAUUAAUUCUGCAGUGAUGGAUGUGUUAGAUCAUAAGAAUAUUGACAAAGAUGUGCCAUAUUUUCAGAAUGUCGUAAGUACCACCGAGAACGUUGCAGUUUUUAUUUGGAAAAAUUUAAAAUUACAUUUACAAAAACCAUCGUUACUGUACGAAGUGAAGGUGUACGAAACGAACAAAAAUGUCAUCAUUUAUAGAGGAGAGGAAGAACUGUAAUAUUUCCGUGUGUAUAAUCUCGUGAAUUAGGUACUCAUCAUUGUAAUAAUUGUUGUUACAAAGUUCAAUGAAUAAUGAAAUACGAAAAAUUAAUUCUUUUUCGAUGAAGUUUCAUUUUGCGGACUUGAAUUCCCGGUCUGCGUCUGCGUAUCGUUACCAUUUGUGGCGUCGUAACUGAGUUCAUUCAGUUUUAUAGGAUAAGUCAACAGGUUUCCACUAUCCCAAGUGAACAAUUCCUAUUGUAAGAAAAAAUCUGCGUUAACAUGUUCUAAUUGACGGGUAUUUUUUAUCAAGUUUUUAUCUGCUUAUGUAUGUACUUCUACUUACAUUUAGGCGGUUAUUGUACGAAAUCAUGGUUGUGUUUUUGAAUGGAUUUGUAAAUUGUAUUGGAUUUGUGUCGUCCAGUAAUUUUGAUUUAUAAAGAUCCAACGCGAAACUGCAAAAAAAUACCAUCAAGUAGAUAUAUAUUUUAUCAAUAGUUUUUUUUACGUAUUAUUAUGAUUUAAAAACUGAGAAUAUGCUUUCGAUAAAAUUAUCAUGUAAAAAACUGAGAUUCACCUACUCUAUCGGUAGGUAGGUAGAGGUACUCUGAAAUUUUUCGAUCAAACAAUCGAUAUCGCCUUGAAAUUUUUCGUUUACCUAAAUCUGCCCGAAGAUCCCGUUUUUUUUUUUUGUUGUUUUAAUUCAACGUAAUUUUUAUUGCAACUUCAUGAUCAUGUAUCAAUUUAGAACAGUACAUUUGUCAACGUUAAAGAUGCACGUUGUGUACCGAAUCUUCAACUGAUAAGAUACCGAGAGCAUUUAAUCUUCUGUUUUAAUUUUACUGUAGCCAUAACUCUAAGCAUGAUCAUACAUUAUGCUGUAAGAAAGAUAUCAGAUUAUAAGAUAUGUAAGUAGCUAUGUUUACCAUGUAAUUAGAUGCGAAAGCAAAAUAGGUGCUUUUACCAAUUACAUUAUACCUGUUUAAAUUCUGUAAUUACAUACCUUAUUUUCGUAGUAA
Messenger RNA from Planococcus citri (citrus mealybug), 1590 nucleotides. RefSeq names its product 6-pyruvoyl tetrahydrobiopterin synthase purple (gene purple). Bases 156 to 590 code for a protein of 144 amino acids. Gene Ontology annotation, biological process: tetrahydrobiopterin biosynthetic process. Lineage: Eukaryota; Metazoa; Arthropoda; Insecta; Hemiptera; Pseudococcidae. Gene Ontology annotation, cellular component: mitochondrion. Gene Ontology annotation, molecular function: 6-pyruvoyltetrahydropterin synthase activity. The transcript has 3 exons. The record is from RefSeq and is a predicted model, not a curated record.